AGAGCAUCAUGUCCAAUCCUGAGCCGAUUCCAUUUGUGCAUUACUAUUGCGAUUGUCCAGACUUCACUAGUUACUCUGACAGCCACAAUGGACGUCGAUCGAUCGAACCUUCCGUCAAAAAAGACACCUCAUUUGAAGAGAAAUCUCAGUUCCUGACUGUAAAUGAUCCCAUUCAUCUAUCUCGGAGUAGCUCCACAGGAACUGAUGUCGGGGCAUCAUCAACAACAGCAACAGUAACUGGCCAACAUCUUCUUUCAGCCCAGGCAUCAAACUAUGUUUAUCCACUCUCGCGUCUCUAUUUCUGCGAGGACUGUCAUCAAAUCCGGUGCCCAUCCUGCGUUCAAGACGAAAUUGUAUCGUACUAUUGUCCAAACUGUCUUUUUGAGGUACCAACUGCGAGUGUAAAGAGUGAAAAAAACAGAUGUGCUCGUAACUGUUUCCAGUGCCCAAUUUGCCAAAAUACACUGUCUGUUGUAGCUGCACAGGAAUCAGCCACGGUUCCGGCUGCAGCAGGUCCUUAUUUCUUAGCUUGUAAUGUCUGUCGCUGGAAUUCACAAGAAAUUGGCAUGACAUUCGAAAAACCAACCAGUUUAGCAUUACAGCUACAAAAGAAUGAAGAAGCCCUACCAGAUGCCAAAGAGUUUGAUCAUUUGAAAGAACAUUUUGAAAAAUACUUGCGUGCAAAUGCACCCCCUGCCUUGCCGACGAGCUUCAUGUCGUUUUCAAACACGGGUGCAUUCAACAAGAUGAUGGGUGGACAAUUCUCGGGUGAUACACAGGCACAAGGAAAGAAAGAUGUCAUUGAACCUUAUGUACCCAGUGUUCAGAUCCUCGAUGAUGAUACAAAGACACUCAAUAGCAUGUUCAUAUCUACACUAAGUCAAAGAUUCACGCAGCUACAUGAUCAACCGUACCAACUUAGCAAGAUACACCCCCAAAGAAUUCACCUUUGCAUUAAGAGAUCAAAACGAUGCCGUACAUGUCGACACAUCCUGAUCAAACCCGAGCAAAAAGCCCAGGCCACUCGGUUCAAAAUAAAACUAGUGGCCAUGAAUUAUAUACCAAACAUCACUAUUGUCAAAAUGCCAAGGAAACCAUGGCUUCUACAACUUGGUGUUCCAACUCAAUUUGUAUUAAAGUUUACCAACCCCCUCUAUGAAGAAAUGAGUAUUACAUUGGCUACACCCCAAAUGCGUCGCAAAUCUGCUACAGAUUCCGAAGGACCACAAAUACCAGAAAAGACAAAUACCAAAAUGAUGGGAAAAGUUACAAUCUUGUCCCCUCAUUUUACUGUUGGUGCUUACAACGAAACGAUUGAAUACGAUGAUGAGUUGUACUCGAAUGGGUCAACACGUAAAGCAAGCUACGGAGGAACAGCUGGAAUUUCGUCCGGAGGAGGAGCGUCUGCUGGAGGAGCAUCUGCAGGAUGGAGUAGUGGUGUAUAUGAUAGGCGUAACAAUUACACGAGUGUGGUUGUGGAAGUUGUUCCCGAACAGUAUGGUGAAUUCAAGUUUCCUUUGCUUGUUACAUACCACUACAAGGCUGAUGAUGGUCGAAUGGAUGUAUCUUCUGGUGACAUAGAAAUGGAUCUGGAUGACAUUGAUCCUGAUGACAGUUUCAGUGGAUCCAAAAAAGCAAACUCAUCUAUCCGCAUGGACGAUGAUCGUACAAAGAGUUUAUCCUUCUGGUGUUUAAUUGGACUUGGUCAGGUUUCUGGAGAUCCCGAAAACAGACCUCUUGGUGAAUCUUUUCAUCAUUAAACAGUAAAAUCACCCAUAAUUUCCUUCUUCAUCUUCUUCUUCUUAUUCCUCCUCUUUCUCUUCUUCUUCUUGUUUCAUGACACAUAGAAAUACUUUUUUUUCCAACAAAUCAAAGCCCUUAUUUUUUUAUAAACAUAAAUAUAUUGGUGU
Phycomyces blakesleeanus NRRL 1555(-) is the source of this 1910-nucleotide messenger RNA. RefSeq lists its product as hypothetical. The record is from RefSeq and is a predicted model, not a curated record. Bases 9 to 1760 code for a protein of 583 amino acids. NCBI's taxonomy places the organism in Eukaryota, Fungi, Mucoromycota, Mucoromycetes, Mucorales, Phycomycetaceae. Gene Ontology annotation, cellular component: dynactin complex. The transcript is spliced from 7 exons.